UCUACUGCAAUGGUCCUAGUUGAAGAACUGCCUGUUGAGCUGCUCACACCACUUGAAGAUGUUUCGGUCAUUGAGAAAGAAACAAUCAAUCUUGAGUGUGAAAUCUCCAAGCCAAACAUCAAGGCAAAUUGGUUCAAAAAUGGCAAAGAAAUCAAACCGUCUAAACAAGUUGUCCCCAAGGUGGAAGGAACCAAACAUUUCCUGACUAUUAAAGAAAGUGAAAUGGAUGAUGCUGGAAAUUAUUCUAUCAAACUAGAGGAUGUUUCCUCAAAGUGUAAAGUUACUGUAAAAGGUAACCCAAAUAAGUUCUUUCUUAUUAACACUUAGUCUAUUUUACUAAAACUAUA
Molecule: messenger RNA, 347 nt
Organism: Owenia fusiformis
Lineage: Eukaryota; Metazoa; Annelida; Polychaeta; Sabellida; Oweniidae
Source: the annotation of a GenBank genome assembly